UCAAAUUUUCAGCAUAUUUACUUAGAUGAGGUGUUAUCCUUUGAUUGAACACACUUUACUACUACUACUUGUGUUAACUGAAGUAUUAUACCGAUACUUGUAUUUACAAAGUACCGGAUCAGGGUAAAAGAAACAAUAAAAUUGUUUCAGAAUUACCUUUUACUCAGGGACCUAAUGUCUGAUAGAAAGGAGAACCCAGGAUGGAACGACUUGAGCAGAGUCUCCCAACCAUUUCUUCAAUCAAUACUUCACAGUUUCAGGGCCAGUCUGGGCUGCCAGCGCAGUGUCAGUCACUUGACGAAAAGAAAGCAAUCUCUGAUGUCCGCAGGACUUUCUGCCUCUUUGUAACUUUUGACCUGCUGUUUGUUUCGCUCUUGUGGAUAAUUGAAUUGAAUACAAAUAGUGGCAUUGAAGAGAACCUAGAAGAUGAAAUAUUAAAUUAUGACUUCAGAACUUCAUUCUUUGACAUAUUUUCACUGGCUGUGUUUCGUUUCCUGGUAUUGCUGCUUGCCUAUGCCCUUCUGAGACUCCGUCACUGGUGGGUGAUUGCGGUCACUACUUUAAUCACCAGUGGCUUUUUAAUUGUAAAAGUCAUUCUUUCAAUUCAGUUCCAGACCAGGGGCGCAUUUGGUUAUGUUCUUCCAAUUGUUUCCUUUGUCCUUGUUUGGCUGGAGACCUGGUUUCUUGAUUUCAAAGUAUUGAUUCAAGAGGCAGAGGAUGAACAAUUGUACCAGACAUCUCAUGCAGUAUUUGUGCACUCACCCCUACUGUAUCCCAGAGGUGUAUCUGAGGGACAAUUCUACUCUCCUCCAGAGUCCUUUGCAGGCUCUGAAGAUGAGUUUGAAAGUGAAGGUACUGAAAGGAGAGCAGUAACACCAGAGGAGAAGGAAUAUGUGCGUCAGGGUCGAGAGGCAAUGCAAGUGAUGGAACAAAUACUGGGCCAGGAGGCAUGCUGGAAGUUUGAGAAAACAAAUGAGUACAAUGAUGUUGUUUACACGUUUGAAAUCCCAUAUCAUGGCAGGAGCUUCAUUCUAAAGACAUUCCUGCAAUGCCCUGCUGAGCUGAUAUAUCAAGAGGUUAUUCUUCAACCUGAGAAACUGGUCAUGUGGAACAAAACAGUUACUGUUUGCCAGGUUCUCCAACGGAUCGAUGAUAACACUAUAAUCACCUACGAUGUUUCGGCAGGAGCUGCAGGAGGAGUCGUUUCUCCCAGGGACUUUGUGAAUGUGCGUCGUAUUGAGAGGAAGAAAGAGAUGUAUAUUUCUUCCGGUAUGUCAACCACUCAUGACUCCAGACCUCCACAGAACAAGUAUGUCAGAGGCGAGAAUGGGCCUGGAGGGUUUGUGGUACUGAAGUGUCCUCAGAACCCCAGAGUCUGCACCUUUCUUUGGAUACUAAAUACAGAUUUGAAGGGCCGGCUGCCCCGAUACCUGAUCCAGCAGAGUCUCGCAGCCACCAUGUUCGAGUUCAUUGCGCACCUGAGGCAGCGAAUCAGUGAGAUAAGGGAAGCAGCGCAUUACUGACUGCAGCAUUAAACAUCACAUCGGCACCAUCUAUAGAAAUCACCAUGUCCCGAGUCAGCAAUUGCAAACCAGGAUCAACUUACAAACUGACGCAGCAUCUACUAAUCUUUGUACUCAUCACUGAAAGAUUGUUUUAAAAGUUAUUCUUCACAUGGCUUCCCUGAUUGAAGUAUCACAUGAAGGAAUUGAGAUACAAUAAUGAACAUUUUUAUUUUUUAUAUUAUGCCAUUUUUUGUAUUAUGUUGUUGAAUUCUCACAGUGUACAAUCCACCUGCUAUGGGAGUUUUACAUUUAGAAACGAAUAUUACUGUUUGAUAACAGCUUUGUGGUUCUCUGAUACAGUACAGGUCGCUGAGUGCUGUGAGGCUGAAAUAUUUGCUGCAUCCACUAGGUGCUACUAGUAGAUGCAGGUGGAGGUGAGCUGCUGCAUUGCUGUUUCUCAUCAGCUUGUGCCGUGGUUCCUUUUGUGACAGGGAUUGUUUAUUCUCAUUUCUCGGAAUUAGAUAAAUGAAAAUUGUUUUUAAUAGUAGAUAGCAGCCUCUCCUGUAGCUCAAUGGGCCAUUGCACCAUCCAGCCUAGAUCUGAGCUCCAGGGGCCAGGAAGAUUGUGCAUCCUGCCGAUCCCAUGUUCUACACUGGGCCUUAGCUGGAGAAACAGCUGGAAUUCUAUUAUUGAUGACUGUCUAUCGAGUGAGUGGCUUACAGCUGAAGGAUCAAAUAUGAGGCCCUCCAGGGUGGAAUAUCCUGCUGCCAUACACUGGAAUGAGGGACUGGAGGGAGGUUAUCGUGAAUGGCAUCUGUAUGUGACAAUUGUCUCUGCCUUCAGGAAGGGUGAGAUAUCAUAUGAUCAACUAUUACUCUACAUUACCUGGAAAAGCACUGUCAGCAGUCAUGGCUGGAUAUAAAAAUGUAAUUGUUGCACUGUGCAGAUGAGGGACUGUCUAAUAGACAUGUGGUUGUUUUCUCAUGAUUAACCCUGUUAAUUCCUCAUCCAGCUCUACUUGAUUGCCAGAUCCCAAAUUCUCGACAUACUCCAAUUUCGUCCCAAGUUUCCUGCACAGAUCCAAUUAAGGGUAAAACAUCCUUUCCCAGGGCUGGACUGUAUACUAAAAGCCGAAAAAAAAAUGUUAAAUCAGAAUAAAACCAUAAAAUUGAUUUUUUUUUAA
Rhincodon typus (whale shark) is the source of this 2688-nucleotide messenger RNA. It is a transcript of the gene stard3, whose product is annotated as StAR-related lipid transfer (START) domain containing 3. Gene Ontology annotation, cellular component: late endosome. Gene Ontology annotation, molecular function: cholesterol binding; cholesterol transfer activity. The coding region runs from base 201 to 1523 and encodes 440 amino acids. NCBI's taxonomy places the organism in Eukaryota, Metazoa, Chordata, Chondrichthyes, Orectolobiformes, Rhincodontidae. The record is from RefSeq and is a predicted model, not a curated record. The transcript has 15 exons.